AUGACCAACGACAAUAUAAACGAGUCAACCAUAUGCCCAAGCUCCAUAGUAACAAUGUGGGUGCUUCUUGAAGGGAAGGCGAGUGCCGUAGGAGUCGACGUUGAUCAGAAAAAUUAUAUAACCCGUAGUUUCAACUUAGACCGUCUUAAGCCUAUUCUUCGUGAAACGUUCGAAGAUCUUAAGAAUGUUAAGCCAGAAGAUACCGAAUUUUUUACCUUUAAUGACCGCAUAAAUCCACUUCCACCAGAUAUCACCCUAAAUUCCCUAUCUGAGAGUACAACUGCCACUGCCCCACUUAAUAAUAGCAAACUGCAAAUAGAAAACGAACUUCAGUUCAAUGAAGUAAUAGCGGACAUUACACCGAAUGAAAAAGGUAAACGUGAAGUCAGCAUUUCAAUCCAAGUAACAGGUAAUGCCAAUACUUUGAAUAUUGUUAGGGUUCAGCUUGUAUACAUAUUUACUCGUUUUUCAUUUAUAGGAAGGAAGGCAUACGGCGAUUGGGAAAUUGGCGAGGCCCUAAAUGAGUUCUUGCAUCAAAGGGGUUCAACUAUGUUUGAUAUUCGAUCUUUUAGCAUGGAUGAUCUUCCGAGACCUAACCCUCCAAUCCCUAAAGAGGCUAUUGCUCAACUUAUUGCUGAACUUAAAAAAAGGAAGUGUGCAUUUGGUAUUGUCAAUCGAAAUGAAUCAACUUGUCGAGAGUUUACCUCGCCUUUAAUGUCCACAGCAGUCACCCAUAUCCAAGAAGAAGCAAAAGGGUUAUUACUUAAAGCUGAAGAGUGGAUUGAUGGGACAAAAGCCUAUGGGCCUAUUGAUUACUCGAUUUCUAUUGAAGAAGUGCUUGUUUUAGUCCAAGAAGUUAAGAAAGAUGACUUUGAAAAAGGAACUGCACAAAAUAUCGCACAGAUUCAUAGUGCCAUAGAGGUAGACCCGGGAGAUGAAGAAGUUCCUGUUGUAAUGUAUGGAAUCGUUACAAAUGCAUUGCAAUGGUAUUUCCUUCGUUGGGCAGGUUCCUCAGAUGAUCCAACAGUUGAAUUAUCCGGACCACAUAUUUGCGAAUUCGAUAGUAACAAUAUGGAACAAUAUCAAGUCCGAGGACAUGACGAUGACUCAAAAUGUAUCCGUAUUAAGAGACGUCGUACUAGCUAG
Molecule: messenger RNA, 1146 nt
Organism: Racocetra fulgida
Lineage: Eukaryota; Fungi; Glomeromycota; Glomeromycetes; Diversisporales; Gigasporaceae
Source: the annotation of a GenBank genome assembly